ACAUCCCACGUACAUUUGGCUUUUGUGAUUCAUCAAUCAAAAUGAUUAAAUAGCAAGAGCAACUACUAGAAAGAUGCCGAUAUACUCUGUUGAUCGCAUGAUGAAAUAGCAGCGAUAACAAACAUGCCGUUUGACAUCUUGCUCACAAGUAUGCUUGUGACUAGAUAUCACUCAAUUGAAGCUAAGAGACCCUUCUCUUGUCCACUUAUGUCACAAAUUGUCCUCAGAUAUUCUAGGUAAUAUGCGAACCAUCAUAUACAAGAGUCGAGGCUUUAGUGUAAUCUUUGAAUAGCUAUCACAAGCAAUCAAUGAGUCAUUUCCCUGUGUCUACAUAACUAGGUAAGUAGGAUCAAGUGCGGUAACAAAGUUAGGUAUUCAUCUCUUCCCACUUGCUUGACAUUCUCUCUUUCAUUCCAAACACCCCUCAGACCAUACAACAUGAACACACAACCCAGAAAACCCUCUCCCAAAUUCUCAAAUGUAGAUCUCAUACCAUGGGAUCCAGACUCUCCAUCCCACAUCGAGAGACUAUUCAAUCAGCGAGUAGCCUGCACAUGGAAUUCAGAAUAUGUAGAAUCGUGGCGGGAAAAACAGAGACAGGGCGCUAUUACUCUUCAAUGGAUUGUACGUAUCCCAUAUACCAUACUCCAUCAUCCAUCGAAACACGCCUAAUAUUAUCCUAAUAGGUCCUACCGAUUAGCUGCCCCACUCGCGAUGAGCUUCAUAACCUUCAUAUAAUGCGCUGUCCGCUGGAAUCAGAGCUUUUGGUUGAUUCAGCUACUACUUUCAAUGCACUGCCUCGUACUCCCCCCUCUCCGCCUUACUCUUUCCUACCUAUCGGCCAUAUAGCCCUCGAGGUGCAACCACCCUCCCCGUCGCCUUCUCCCCCCACCACCACCACUCCAUUUUACUCCACCUACAGAAUAUCCGGCUUAUAUAUAUCCAGCGUACUGCGUAGCUACGGCCUGGGCCGCUCAGCUAUGGAUACAAUCGAAACCCUCGCAUGCUCUCCUCCUAUCUCCGCCCAGAAACUCAUUCUAGAAGUUAUAGCCAAUGAGUACCCAGGGAAAGAGGAAAGGAUAUUGGCGUUGAAGGCUGAGGAGCUGUCGGUUGAGAGAGAGGAUUGGUAUGUUAGGAGGGGGUAUAAGAUUGUGGGGUUCAAAGAUGGAAUGUGGCCUGAGAGGGAUGAGAUGGGACGGGUUUGGACGGCGAGGUGUUUGUUUAUGGAGAAGGUUAUCUAGUAGCGGGGGCGGGAUGGGAACGGAGGGGAAAGGGGAGAAGUUUGGGAGUAUGGUGUAUUUCUUAUGUGGAGGUUGGAUCAUUUGUAGAUGUGGAUAGAUGUGCUGGAGGAGAUGAAUGUACAAACACAAAUAAAUACUGGGAAGCAU
Molecule: messenger RNA, 1388 nt
Organism: Sclerotinia trifoliorum
Lineage: Eukaryota; Fungi; Ascomycota; Leotiomycetes; Helotiales; Sclerotiniaceae
Source: the annotation of a GenBank genome assembly